Colletotrichum orchidophilum is the source of this 804-nucleotide messenger RNA. RefSeq lists its product as uncharacterized. The record is from RefSeq and is a predicted model, not a curated record. The coding region runs from base 1 to 804 and encodes 267 amino acids. The transcript is spliced from 3 exons. NCBI's taxonomy places the organism in Eukaryota, Fungi, Ascomycota, Sordariomycetes, Glomerellales, Glomerellaceae.
AUGGCAGCAGGCCUCCUCGGUUUGAUGAUCCAGAGCGAGGUCAUCCCGAACGGCAUAGAGUUUGUGGCGCGGAAGCCCACACCUACCUACCUACACAGUACACUCCUCCCUCAGGCCCCGACACCGACACUGCCGCCGUCGAGCCUGGAUCUUGUCUUUUACUUUGGGGGUCCAUCCUUACAGAUACUCUACACGUAUCCAUACGGUACGGGAUUGAUGGACCAGGCCCUUUUCAUGUACGCGGCGAUAGAGUUCGGCGACUCGAUAGGUAAGGAUGAAACCGCAGUCCGUAUACUCCCUCCCCCCCUGGCCGGAGCAUGUCAGAUGGAAGUCUUCUACAAAGGCACGGCCAAAUCAGAGCACGGACAUUUCUUUGGCGACCAGCAGCAGCGGCAGCGAGUUGCUGUCAGCAAGCAACGCGUCGCAACGCAUCGCAACGCAGAGGGAGGGAGGAGUGCAGUGCAGUCGUCGUCGGCUCCAACCCUACACCCCCUUCAAGGUCAAUUGGACGACCGUUGCUGCUGGCGAGAAAGAGAGGGCGGGCGGACCAGCAGCAAUCCAGGUACCGAGACACCGCAGACACAGGUGCCAUUAUCCAUGGUGCGGGUCGAGCAGCAGCAGGCCAGCAGCAGGCCAGCAGCAGCUUUGGAUCAUGGAGGGAGGAGGUUACACCGUGACCCCACCAUGAAAUGGCGGGAAGCAACGCGGCGGCCGUGGCGCAUUUCCCAAGACGAAGAGGAGGACAAGGAGCAGGAGGGAACAGCACUUCAGCCUGCGGCUCGUUCGGGCAGCUUUCCAACCUGA